AUUGGGAACAAAUUCACUGAUACACGGCACAAAGGCAUUCCCAUCUCUCUCAAGAUGCAAGUUGUCUGGAAGCUCGGUUACACAAACGGCAGUCGGAUUUGGCAGACGUACACACUAGAGCUCCGCGAGUAAUUGAGACCGAGCCCCCAAUAAGAUUUAGUUUCAGGUUACAAGGCGUAGUGAGUCUAAAUGUGACACACCUAGAACGACAUCGAUGUAUAACCUAAAAGCUAGUGGCGAAGAACCGAUCACAAUCAACACUUGUAAUUAUUUACGGUAGCUUAAGCAGGUUUUUUAACGAAUUUUGUAAAUAAGCGGGAAUGUAUUGCCAAUAUUGCAGUAUGUGUCAUCUGUAUUGUAAACCUCUGUAGUGCUCGAAUUUCUUCUAAUUACCUCUUUGUAAUUAAUAAGAGAGUUUCUGUGUACCAUUUAUAGUUGUAUAAUGACGUUAAAAGGUGAGUAUUCUACAAAGCAACUUUGCAUAAGUACUCUCCGAGGUUGGCAGUAGCUUUCUUUGUUUCUCUGCCACGAGGGCGCUGCUGUGCAGUGUGAUCUACUUGCUGAAGUGCCUUCCUUGACUUUGUCUUUCCAGUUUCAGCUAUUGGACUUAGGGGUUGUGCUAAUCGCCUGUGUUACUUUAUUGAGUGAGUACUCAUUUAUUUCUUGUUUAAUUAUGUUUUUACUCACAAUAUAAUCAGAAGGGUAGAUCUUUAAUACCUUUAGUGUCACUGUAUGUGCUGCAGUGUUAAAUUUCAUUUUGAUUUCAAAAGUGCUUACUUGCAUUCUUGCAUUUGUUAUGGCGUCAUUCAGACGCUUACACAAUGGCGCCAGGCUUCCCGCCUCAAUAGCACGAUUUUUACAAGAGUAAAUUAGGGCCUAUAUUUUGAAACUUAAAAUUAAUGUACCUGUAAAAAUAGGAAAUUUUCACGGAUAUUUUUAUUUUUGUGUUAAAAAUCAAAUUCGACUCGAAUGUUGAAGUGGUAUUUAAGUGUCACGUUCGGUCUUUCAGAAAUGGACGGAGCUCCACGCGGCCACACAUUCAGCUCACCACUAUACAUGGUUGAAGCUGAACUAAAUAAUUUUUUGAGAGUUAGCAAAUUCAGAAAGAAGCGGCUGGUUUUAAUGUUUCCGGAGGGAUUAGAUCCUGUCAUUAAUCGGUACAUACAAUUUUUGGCAGAACGUGCGGGCUUGGAAACGGGCUUCAUUGGUGAUCAGGGGGCACAUCGAAUAGUCGCGUACUCGCAGGAAAACUUUAGAGCCAAUCCCCCUAAGAUUAAAAUUAUUGAUCCCAAGACCAAUCAAACUAAAUCCCUGCAAGUUUGUGACAAACCAGAGGUUACAGCUGAAAACGUCUUGUGUAAAGGUGUUGAGGAAGUUUGGAUAUCACCGCCUCCCUUAAACGUCGAGUGUGAAGCGCCACAAACUUCGACAACUCAGAAGGGCGCCAGUCCACAAAAAGACGGAGAUCAAGAACAGGCAACGGGAUCUGGUUUGUCUAGUGAAAAUGAUCCAACUACACCAAAGUCGCCCGCUGUGAAAAACGACAAUGCAGAAAUGAAGGAUGAUGGUGAACCAUCCACAAGUGAUGCCAUGUCUUCGUCGCAAGCUGACAAUGUUUCGGAGCCUUUUAAUGAAGAGUUUCACAUGACUCAUGAAAAUGAGGAGCUGGUGCUAGAAAUUGUAGAGCUCGAGAAUACAACGUCACCUGGACCUAGCUAUGUACCAAUUCCCGACCCUCAAUUUGAGCAAGAUGGUGAUGAAGAGGAAUCAGGAAAUGAAGAGUAGUGAGUUUAAGACAAUUAUUUUCAUAUAUGUAUUAUACCGAAUUAACGUCUAUUUAUGAGCUAGUUAUUUUUCUUUGAAAAUUAUCCAUUAUUUAUUUGUUG
Molecule: messenger RNA, 1886 nt
Organism: Photinus pyralis (common eastern firefly)
Lineage: Eukaryota; Metazoa; Arthropoda; Insecta; Coleoptera; Lampyridae
Exons: 5
Coding region: 970-1785 (271 amino acids)
Source: RefSeq, a predicted model, not a curated record